Molecule: messenger RNA, 522 nt
Organism: Akanthomyces muscarius
Lineage: Eukaryota; Fungi; Ascomycota; Sordariomycetes; Hypocreales; Cordycipitaceae
Exons: 6
Coding region: 1-522 (173 amino acids)
Biological process (GO): protein polyubiquitination; ubiquitin-dependent protein catabolic process
Cellular component (GO): nucleus
Molecular function (GO): ubiquitin conjugating enzyme activity
Source: RefSeq, a predicted model, not a curated record
AUGGCUCUCAAGCGCAUUAACAAGGAACUCACUGAUCUCGGCCGCGGGGUCCCUUUGGGAGCGCAACAGUCCUGCGCCAUGGCUUGCAAUGGCGGGCUGUUACGCGGGAUGCUAUAUUCCAGAGACCCUCCAUCUUCCUGCUCGGCCGGCCCCGUGGGUGAGGAUUUGUUCCACUGGCAGGCUACUAUUAUGGGACCUAGCGAUUCUCCCUACUCCGGCGGUGUCUUCUUCCUCGCCAUCCACUUCCCUACCGACUAUCCCUUCAAGCCUCCUAAGGUUAACUUCACAACUCGCAUCUACCACCCCAACAUCAACUCGAACGGCAGUAUCUGUUUAGACAUUCUGCGAGACCAGUGGAGCCCGGCGUUGACAAUUAGCAAAGUCCUUCUGUCCAUCUGCUCGAUGCUGACAGACCCCAACCCCGACGACCCUCUUGUUCCCGAGAUCGCGCACGUGUACAAGACUGAUCGACCACGAUACGAGGCUACUGCUCGCGAGUGGACGCGCAAGUACGCCGUUUAA